Myotis lucifugus (little brown bat) is the source of this 887-nucleotide messenger RNA. RefSeq names its product transmembrane protein 70, mitochondrial-like. The transcript is spliced from 3 exons. Gene Ontology annotation, biological process: mitochondrial proton-transporting ATP synthase complex assembly. The record is from RefSeq and is a predicted model, not a curated record. Gene Ontology annotation, cellular component: mitochondrial membrane. NCBI's taxonomy places the organism in Eukaryota, Metazoa, Chordata, Mammalia, Chiroptera, Vespertilionidae.
AUGAUGGAAACCUGUGUACCCUGCAUUAACCCUAGCUGCGCUGCAUUGCAGUACUGCACCACACUGCAACAGCAGCAUGCAUUGAGUGAAAGUAAUGACGUCAAGGACACUGCUCAGCUCUUAAUUUUUAUCCGAGGGAUUAGUGACAAUUUUGAAAUUAUGGAGGAGUUUUUAGCCAUGGAGCCACUGAAAGGAAAAACAUGGGGAGAGGACUUGUAUGACCGGGUGUCUACUGUCAUCGAGAAAAUGAAGCUACCAUGGAUGCCUGCAACCAAGAUACCCAUUUGUUGGGAAAGAUGUGUUCGAUGCUUACACAAACAAGUUGAAAAAUCAGAAGACGGAAGACUGAUUUAUACUGGGAAUUUGGCCCGAACAGUAUUUGGUGUGAAAUGUUUCUCUUAUUCUACAAGUGUGAUCAGCCUUACAUUUCUACCAUACAUUUUUGCCCCAAAUAAUGUUGUAUUUGGAAGUCUGCCUUUGCAAAUCUUAUUUUAUGGCAUCAUAGGAAGCUUUACACUGAUCACUCCAGUCCUGCUUCACUGAGUUACAAAAGGCUAUGUCAUUCGGUUGUACCAUGAGGCCACGACAGAUACUUACAAAGCCAUUACUUACAAUGUUUUGCUUUCAGAAACCAGUACUGUGUUUCAACAGAAUGAUGUGAAGAUUCCAAGCAGCACACAUCUGUUUACCACAUUUUAUGCUAAAACAAAAUCACUGUUAGUUAAUUCAGGUCUCUUUCCAAACCCCAAAGACUAUGACCAUCUAAUGGGUUAUGACAAACCAUUCACUUUUGAUAUGGAAGAAACCAGUGAAAAGAAACAGCUUGAAGAUGAGAAAUGAGUCUGUUGUUUUUAUGUUUGUGCUUAAAUGUGAUUUAUUUUCCCAUG